GAGCGCGCGAGUGUCAAUGUGCUUGUCCUUCACUUCUCCAUUGUCUGGGACUGCUGCAGCUGCCGCCUCUUUGCUUCUCCUCUUUAGAUAAGCGCCCCUUUCACGAGAGAGAAAUUUUAUGAAUAAGCAUCAGAAGCCGGUGCUAACAGGCCAACGGUUCAAAACAAGGAAGAGGGAUGAAAAGGAGAAAUUUGAACCCACCGUCUUCCGGGAUACAAUUGUUCAAGGUCUUAAUGAAGCUGGUGAUGAUCUGGAAGCUGUAGCCAAGUUUUUGGAUGCAACAGGCUCAAGGCUAGAUUAUCGUCGCUAUGCCGACACUCUCUUUGACAUCUUGAUAGCUGGCAGCAUGCUGGCCCCAGGAGGGACAAGAAUAGAUGAUAAUGAUAAGAGCAAAAUGACCAAUCACUGUGUGUUUUCUGCAGAUGAAGAUCAUGAUGCCCUCCGACAUUAUGCGCAGGUCUUCAAUAAACUCAUCAGGAGAUAUAAAUAUUUGGAAAAGGCUUUUGAAGAUGAAAUUAAAAAGCUCCUGUUAUUCCUUAAAGCCUUUUCUGAAACAGAGCAGACAAAACUGGCAAUGCUCACUGGAAUCUUGCUAGCCAAUGGGACGCUUCCUGCUACCAUUUUAACAAGCCUUUUCACUGACAACAUUGUCAAAGAAGGUAUUGCAGCUUCUUUCGCUGUCAAACUUUUUAAAGCAUGGAUGCUGGAGAAAGAUGCCAAUUCAGUUACCUCCUCUUUAAGAAAAGCUAAUUUAGACAAGAGGUUGCUAGAAUUGUUUCCAGCCAACCGUCAGAAUGUGGAGCACUUUGCCAAGUAUUUCACUGAUGCUGGCCUAAAAGAGCUCUCAGAUUUCCUCCGAGUCCAGCAGUCACUGGGGACUCGGAAAGAGCUACAAAAAGAACUCCAGGAGCGUCUUUCUCAGGAAUGCCCAAUCAAAGAGAUGGUGCUGUAUGUAAAAGAAGAAAUGAAGAGAAAUGAUCUGCCAGAGCCAGCUGUGAUUGGACUCCUGUGGACUUGUAUAAUGAAUGCUGUUGAAUGGAACAAGAAGGAAGAGCUUGUUGCAGAACAAGCACUUAAACAUCUGAAGCAAUAUGCACCAUUACUGGCUGUGUUUAGCACCCAAGGCCAGUCAGAGCUGAUCCUUCUCCAGAAGGUCCAGGAGUACUGUUACGAUAACAUCCAUUUUAUGAAAGCCUUUCAGAAGAUUGUGGUGCUCUUUUAUAAAGCCGAUGUCCUAAGUGAAGAAGCCAUCCUUAAAUGGUACAAAGAAGCACAUCUUGCAAAAGGCAAAAGUGUGUUUCUUGACCAGAUGAAGAAGUUUGUUGAGUGGCUACAGAACGCCGAAGAAGAAUCUGAAUCUGAAGGUGAUGAAAAUCAAGAUGGCUGAACAAAGCACAAAACAUACAAGCUAUGGCUGACUGCUUCUUGGGCAAUUUUGUACUGCUCAAGCAAAAGACAUUUUCGUCAGUGUCAUACUGAAAAUUCUAGGCUAGGCUUUCCUUUUGUUUAGAAGAAUAAGAUAUUGGAGUCCUGAGACAUUAGAUGCUGUACUUAAGACUCUUCAUCUGGCACGCUUUAUGCUAAAGUAGGCAGAGGCCUCAUUCAGCAAGGAGACAUAUAGGGAAACUGAAAUAAAAUACUUAAGGACUCCUUUUUAUUAGUAUCUUUUCAGGUACUUUGGUGUCUCUUCAUAGGGUUGUUUGAUCUGUGCGUGUAGCUCAAUAUUUGCUUGUGUAUGUGAUUUGACAUCACCACAUUUUUUGGAAUUAAAUGGCUUUUAUAUCUUCA
Molecule: messenger RNA, 1788 nt
Organism: Varanus komodoensis (Komodo dragon)
Lineage: Eukaryota; Metazoa; Chordata; Lepidosauria; Squamata; Varanidae
Gene: BZW2
Product: basic leucine zipper and W2 domains 2
Exons: 12
Coding region: 119-1387 (422 amino acids)
Cellular component (GO): cytoplasm; membrane
Molecular function (GO): protein binding
Source: RefSeq, a predicted model, not a curated record